Molecule: messenger RNA, 1807 nt
Organism: Histoplasma capsulatum G186AR
Lineage: Eukaryota; Fungi; Ascomycota; Eurotiomycetes; Onygenales; Ajellomycetaceae
Product: rho GTPase Rho1
Exons: 5
Coding region: 1-579 (192 amino acids)
Biological process (GO): small GTPase-mediated signal transduction
Molecular function (GO): GTPase activity; GTP binding
Source: RefSeq, a predicted model, not a curated record
AUGGCUGAGAUCCGCCGUAAGCUUGUCAUUGUUGGGGAUGGUGCAUGUGGGAAGACUUGUCUUUUGAUUGUUUUCUCCAAGGGAACCUUCCCUGAGGUCUAUGUCCCAACUGUUUUUGAGAACUAUGUGGCCGAUGUUGAGGUCGAUGGAAAGCAUGUCGAACUGGCACUUUGGGAUACGGCUGGCCAGGAAGAUUACGACCGUCUCAGACCCCUCUCGUACCCUGAUUCACAUGUUAUUCUGAUCUGCUUCGCUAUUGAUUCCCCUGAUUCGCUCGACAACGUUCAAGAAAAGUGGAUUUCUGAGGUUCUACACUUCUGCCAAGGCCACCCAAUUAUCCUCGUUGGCUGCAAGAAGGAUCUUCGUCACGACCCCAGAACCAUUGCGGAGUUGACUAAGACCUCCCAGAAGCCCGUCACCCCAGAACAGGGUGAGGAGGUCCGCAAGAAGAUUGGCGCCUACAAGUACCUGGAAUGCUCAGCCCGGACAAAUGAUGGAGUUCGUGAGGUGUUCGAGUCCGCUACUCGGGCAGCACUUUUGGCAAAGAAGGAUAAGAAAUCGAAAUGCAGGAUCUUGUAAAUUUCUUUCUUGUGUUUGCAGCCCGGCAAUAUCGAUCGGGGGUCCCAACAGCUAAGCCUCAGUAACUGGGACAACGAUAUCUGGACACUCUUUCCGUGGCUCGCGGUGUCCAUCGUUGCGUUGAGAUGGGUGUGGAUUGUCUGAAUCACGUGCAUGGGUUCUCUUUAAAUUGGAUCAUCUGGCAGUGCAAUUGGUCGACUUGAUAUUUCAUUUCCGGAGUCUAUCUAGGGGGCUUUUUUUUAAUGGUCUCAAAGGUUGAUCCCAACUCGAAUUUGACCAAUCGAUGCACAUAUCGCUUGUUCACCUUAUUCCUGUGAGAUUUUUGAGCAACGUCCCAUCAGAAGCUAAAUCCGAGUGAGGUCGACAACAAUAAACAAAAAAAAAAAAGACAAAGAUUCCCUCAAAUCUUUUUCCAGUUGCCCCGGCUGUCCCAUUCUGUGUUAGAUGGAUCAAAGUCAACCAAGAGGAAUGAGCCACUGGGGAACUCAAUAUCCAGUGAACCGGAUCAUUCUCCCCUGCAUGCUGCGGGCUUUGUCUUAUUUUCGCUUGCACUUUUUUAAACUUCUCUUUUAAAUUUUUCUCUUUAAGAUCUUAUUUUACUCUACUGGCUUUUCUGCUAUUUUACAUUUCUGUUGUCCCACAUCAAAAUAAGAGCGUUGUGACCGUUACCAAUUAUACUGGGCAUCUUGUGUUCCUCUCUUUCGGCCAAAUAUGCACACGAAUUUUCUGUAUCGUCCAAGUGCUAACGUCCUCUCUAUGCCGCCCAUUUGCAAUCUUUCAUUUAAUGAGGAAACACCAGCUGCUCCAAGUCCCAUUGCUCCCACUGGACGACCACAACAUUUCAUAUACCUUGUUCUCCCCCUGCCUCCCUUUUUUACCCCCCUUAAAUUUAUGGUUAUUGCGUCCUUAUCUAAACCCCCGAUUUUGUGCUGCCCUUUAUUUCAUAUUAUUGCUUUACUCCCCCUUUAUUAUUGAUUUCUUAAACUCCGCUUGGUGCCUUGUUUUCCCUUGCUGUUUUCAUCUUUACCCUGUCUCCCCUCACAUUGGUUUUGUUUGAUCUGUUGUCUACUUCUUUAAAGUGUCCAAUCUCGGGGAGUCUUUAUUCUACCCCAGCUACAAACCCCUUUGCUAUCCCCGCGACUCCCUCGUCUCCAUGUCUAGUUUGGCGGUGUAAUAAUCUCUUGAAAUUCAGGCGUAUACAAGUCAGAAAUUUGUUUUUUUUUCACUU